Vicia villosa (hairy vetch) is the source of this 537-nucleotide messenger RNA. RefSeq lists its product as uncharacterized. The coding region runs from base 1 to 537 and encodes 178 amino acids. Lineage: Eukaryota; Viridiplantae; Streptophyta; Magnoliopsida; Fabales; Fabaceae. The transcript has a single exon. The record is from RefSeq and is a predicted model, not a curated record.
AUGGACACUGAUGCUUGUGAUUCGUUUGAUGCUUUGACAACGGAAUUUUUGAAUACACUGACAGCAUCCGGUCUUCCACAUCACAGCAUUAGACUAAAAGUGGGGACCCGUAUAAUGCUUUUGAGAAACAUCGAUCAAUCCGAAGGGUUAUGCAAUGGUACAAGACUCAUUGUUACAAGAUUGGCCGACCAUGUUAUAGAGGCAAGGAUUAUCUCCGGUAAAAAUAUCGGAACUUCAUUUUACAUUCCAAGAAUGGAUAUCUCUCCAACGCAAUCACCCUGUCCUUUUAAAUUAACAAGAAGGCAAUUUCCAAUCACUGUGUCCUAUGCAAUGACGAUUAACAAGUCGAAAGGUCAAUCGUUAGACUAUGUUGGGUUGUAUUUGCCAAGGAAUGUUUUCAGCCAUGAUCAAUUGUAUGUUGCAAUAUCAAGAGUGAAAAGCAAAAACGGUCUCAAGAUACUAAUCUACGACAAAGACAAUGAAGCGGCACACACUACCACCAACGUGGUAUUCAAAGAAGUCUUUGAAAAUGUGUAA